AAAGAGUGGGAAAGAAGAGAAAUCAAUAAUCAAGAAAUCGUAUACUAUUAACUAGUCCAUCGCAAUCGGUUUCUUGUGUUCCAUUGUUGCGUUGUGAAAAUGAGUAGAGAAGGCGAGGGAGUGAACGUGCCACUGCUAGAUUCAACUCCGACCACCAGGGUGAGGCCGACAAUGAGAUCCGAUCCUUUCUUGACACUCUGCAGCUGCUUCAGCUUCGUCACCGUCUUCUCUGCGAUUCUCUGCUGCCUCGUUAACCUCAUCUCUGCUGUUCGCUCCUUCAAACACCACUCCGACGUUUUCGAUGGCAUAUUUCGGUGUUACGGCGUUUUCUUGGCGUUUAUUUUGGCUCUUGCUGAGACCGAAUGGAGCUGCAUCUACAAGAUCUGGCAGGUUCUUGAGUAUUGGUUUACCAGGGGUAUGCUGCAGAUCUUUGUUGCGGUCAUGACUAGGGCUUUCCCUGACUACAGUAGGGAGCGAAAAGAGUUUAUUCUUCUUCAGCGCAUAGCCUGCUAUAUGCUUCUUAGUUGUGGCGUCGUUUACGCUGUGUCGGGAAUCUUUUGCAUUGGUUUUCUGAAACGUUCUCUCCAAAAGCGGAAGAUCUCUAGAGAGCAAGCAGCAAAGGAAAUUAAGGAGAUGGAACGACGUAGAGAAGAACUUGAACAACUUUUAAGAGAAUAGGUUUGAAUCUUUUGAGAGUAGUGCUAAAAUCGUCACAUUACAAAAACCUCCACAGGCAACCAAUGCGGUAGAUUGGUAGUGUAGUUUGUUUGUUCCAUAGUGAGUUACAUUC
This is a messenger RNA of Cajanus cajan (pigeon pea), 790 nucleotides long. RefSeq lists its product as uncharacterized. NCBI's taxonomy places the organism in Eukaryota, Viridiplantae, Streptophyta, Magnoliopsida, Fabales, Fabaceae. The record is from RefSeq and is a predicted model, not a curated record.